This is a messenger RNA of Aspergillus pseudotamarii, 1323 nucleotides long. RefSeq names its product pyridoxal phosphate-dependent transferase. Gene Ontology annotation, molecular function: transaminase activity; pyridoxal phosphate binding. The record is from RefSeq and is a predicted model, not a curated record. Gene Ontology annotation, biological process: amino acid metabolic process; biosynthetic process. The transcript has a single exon. NCBI's taxonomy places the organism in Eukaryota, Fungi, Ascomycota, Eurotiomycetes, Eurotiales, Aspergillaceae. Bases 1 to 1323 code for a protein of 440 amino acids.
AUGUCUCCCAAAGACGAACCACGUCCCUAUCUACCGUUAUCAACUCGUGCACAAGAAGCAGUAGUCGCAGAGACGAAGAACCCCCUACUUGAUAUUCUGGCAGACUUGUGGCAUCCGGAGUCAAACCCGAAUGGGUUCUUCAGCGUUGGGAUCGCGGAAAAUGUCCUGAUGCAUGACGUGCUCCUUGAGUAUAUCAACAAGCAAUUAACCCUACCUGCCAAAUACCUAACCUACAACGACGGCGGCGCUGGAAGCACGCGGUUGAAGAAGGCCACCGCCCGAUUUUUAAACCGUCACCUGUCUCCAUUUACACCCAUUCAGCCCCAUCACCUUGCUAUUACAAAUGGCGUGUCGUCCGCGAUCGAACAACUGUCGUGGAUAUUCGCCAACCCCGGGGACGGUAUUCUCCUGGGGAGGCCCUAUUAUGGGCAAUUUAUCCCGGACUUGGCAAUGCGACCGGCAGCAAAGGUGGUUCCCGUGAAUUUUGAUGAUUGCAACCCGUUCGAACCGGCGGCCGUUGAGAAAUACGAGCAGGCGCUUCUGCAGUUUGAAAGUCAGACAAGCAAUAAAGUCAGAGCCUUGGUCCUCUGUCAUCCCCAUAAUCCUCUCGGUCGCUGCUAUCCUACACGAACAAUUGUAGAACUAAUGAGACUAUGUCAGACAUAUCAGAUCCACCUGAUCAGUGAUGAAAUCUACGCGCUGUCGACUUGGGAGAACCGGAUCGAUCGGACUCCGGCGCCAGUGAAGUUUCAAUCCGUACUUUCGAUCGAUCCCACAGACAUUAUUGACCCGGGAUUGACGCAUAUUCUCUGGGGUAUGAGUAAGGACUUUGGCGCCAAUGGCAUCCGAAUUGGCGUUAUUGUAUCCCAAGCAAACGCUGGUGUCCAUAGUGCCCUGCGUGGAACAUCGCUGUACUCUUAUGUUUCAGGCCUGUCAGAUUAUAUUGCAGCCAAUAUACUAGAGGACGACGCUUUCACCGAUCAAUACAUCGAGAUGAAUCGACAAAGAUUGGGGGAUUCGUAUCACUUUGUUGCCGAAUAUCUCCAGCAACAUGGCCUGGAGUAUGAGCGCGGCGGUAAUGCGGGCUUCUUCAUAUGGGUCAACCUGGGGAAGAAGUACCUCGAGAGUCGUCAGAAGAUCCAUUAUGACGGUCCGGACCUGACCCAGGAAAUCAUGGAUCGGCUUUGCAGCCAGAAGGUCUUUCUUGCCAGUGGCAAUGCUUUUGGGUCCGAGAAGCCUGGCUGGUUUCGCAUUGUGACCUCGCAUCCGACAGCGUACCUGGCAGAAGCCUUGCGGCGCAUUGAACUUGCGGUAGGGAAUUAG